GCAGCUGAGUGUCGAGCCAGGAUCCGGCAGCGUCACGGGAGACAGACGGAGAGGGGGAGGAGAGUAAAGGGUGAAACGGCCAUGCUGGUCUUUAACAUUCUCAAUGAGAAUGUUGCUGUGGAAGCUUAUCUUUCCCUGGAUCCCUCUUCCUACUCUCACCCUGGCUCCCGAGUCCUCAGUGCUGAUAGGGUGGAGCAGAUGACCAAGACCUACAAUGACAUUGAGGUUGUCACACACCUAUUGGCUGAGCGGGACCGGGACUUGGAGCUGGCCGCUCGGAUUGGUCAGUCUCUGCUUCAGAGGAACCACCUGCUCCAGGAACGAAAUGAGUCUGUGGAGGAACAGCUAGCACAGGCCCUGGACCAGGUGCACCAGCUCCAACAUGAGCUGGGGAAAAAGGAUGAGUUGCUGCGAAUGGUGGCCAGCGCUUCGGAGGAGAGUGAGACUGAUUCCAGCUGCUCAACGCCGCUGCACCCCCGCCAACCCCUAGCACCAGCUGUGGCCCUCAGCCAGCUGGAGGCCCUGCAGGGGAAAAUGUCUGAUCUGGAAGAGGAGAACCUGGCCCUACGCUCUGAGGCCCGUCAUCUGAAGACGGAGACCAUCACCUUCGAGGAGAAAGAACAACAGCUGGUCAGCGACUGUGUCAAGGAGCUACGCGAGUCCAACAGCCAGAUGGUGAACCUGACAGAGGAGCUGUCCCAUAAGAGUGAAGAGGUGAUGCGACACCAGGAGGAGAUUUCUCAGCUCCUCUCCCAGAUAGUAGAGCUCCAACACCGCGUCAAAGAGCUGGCCCUGGAGAAAGAGGAGCUGCGGAUUCACCUACAGGCCUCGAAAGAUGCCCAGAGAUCACUCACUGCAGAGCUGAAUGAGCUAGCGGACCGUAAUGUAGAGUGUGUGGAGAUGCUACAUGAGUCUCAGGAAGAGAUCAAGGAGCUGCGCAGUAAGAACACUCCGUCUGCAGGCAUGAGACGACACCUGCCCUACGGACUCUUCCCCAUGGUGAGAUCUACACCUUCUGUAAUGUGUGUGUGUGUGUGUGUGUGUGUGUGUGUGUGUGUGUGUGUGUGUGUGUGUGUGUGUGUGUGUGUGUGUGUGUGUGUGUGUGUGUGUGUGUGUGUGUGUGUGUGUGUUAGGGAUGUAACGAUUCACCAAAACACAGCAGUCCCCGAUUUAAAAUGUUUAAGAUACAAGUGCUUCGGUCCGCGGAACCCAAACCGAACCAAAUGUAGCAUGCAUCGGUCAGAAAAUCUAUUCAAAGUGAAAACAACGCUGGUUCACUAAUAUCUUUUCAUAUUAUAUUCUUUCUACCUUCAGAAAAUACCUCAUAUUUUGUGACAACUAACGUGUCCUCUCCUUCAGUGUUGAACUGCAUGUAACUAUGUUGACCGUCAUUGAUCUACAAGUCAUUUUGUGAUGUCGAACAACCCCAGGCAAUAUCAUUAGUCUAGUUAAACUGCGCACUGCCCAGCUUCACACACGGACCAACGUUUUUACUAGCAGAAGUCACUUUUCGUAGCAGGUUAGAAGAAUUAGAUUAAGGUUAGGAAAAGGGUUAGCUAACAUUGUCUCCAAAGCAAACAUAUUGAGCAACAACCAGGCCUGCCUUGAGAAGCCAUGGAUCACAGGAUUCAUCCACACCAAGCUGAAGGCUGGAGCUGCCUCUUUCAAGGAGCUGGACACUAAUCCGGAUGCUUAUAAGAAAUCCCGCUAUGCGCUAAGACGAACCAUCAAACAGGCAAAGUGUCAAUACAGGACUAAGAUUGAAUCCUACUACACCGGCUCUGGAUGUGGCAGGGCUUAAACUAUUACGUACUAUGAAGGGAAACCCAGCCGCAAGCUGCCCAGUGACGCGAGGCUACCAGACAAGCUAAAUGCCUUUUAUGGUCGCUUUGCGUCAAGCAACAUUGAAGCAUGCUUGAGAGCACCAGCUGUUCCGAAGGACUGUGUGAUCAUGCUCUCCAUAGCCAAUGUGUGCAAGACCUUUAAACAGGUCAACAUUCACAAAGCCGCAGGGCCAGACGGAUUACCAGGACGUGUACUAAAAGCAUGCGCGGACAAACUGCCAAGUGUCUUCACUGACAUUUUCAACAUCUCCCUGGCCAGGUCUGUAAUACCUACAUGUUUCAAACAGACCACAAUAGUCCCUGUGCCCAAGAACACUAAGGUAACCUACCUAAAUGACUACUGCCCCAUAGCACACACGCCGGUAACCAUGCAGUGCUUUGAAAGGCUGGUCAUGGCUCACAUGAACACCAUCAUGCCAGAAACCCUAGACCCACUCCAAUUUGCAUACCGCCCCAACAGAUCCACAGAUGACGCAAUCUCAAUCACACUCAACGCUGCCCUUUCCCACCUGGACAAAAUGAACACCCAUGUGAGAAUGCUGUUCC
Messenger RNA from Oncorhynchus keta (chum salmon), 2390 nucleotides. RefSeq names its product trafficking kinesin-binding protein 2-like. Gene Ontology annotation, cellular component: dendrite. Lineage: Eukaryota; Metazoa; Chordata; Actinopteri; Salmoniformes; Salmonidae. Gene Ontology annotation, molecular function: GABA receptor binding. Gene Ontology annotation, biological process: neurogenesis; anterograde axonal transport of mitochondrion. The record is from RefSeq and is a predicted model, not a curated record. Bases 82 to 1281 code for a protein of 399 amino acids. The transcript is spliced from 9 exons.